Messenger RNA from Engraulis encrasicolus (European anchovy), 873 nucleotides. It is a transcript of the gene her8a, whose product is annotated as hairy-related 8a. The transcript has 5 exons. Bases 130 to 873 code for a protein of 247 amino acids. Gene Ontology annotation, cellular component: nucleus. NCBI's taxonomy places the organism in Eukaryota, Metazoa, Chordata, Actinopteri, Clupeiformes, Engraulidae. The record is from RefSeq and is a predicted model, not a curated record. Gene Ontology annotation, molecular function: protein dimerization activity; DNA-binding transcription factor activity, RNA polymerase II-specific; RNA polymerase II cis-regulatory region sequence-specific DNA binding. Gene Ontology annotation, biological process: regulation of neurogenesis; regulation of transcription by RNA polymerase II; anterior/posterior pattern specification.
UCCACACUUUGUCGUGUUUGUUAAAAGUUUCCCUUAUCUUCAAAACGGUGCUGGCAGUCUUUUAAAUCUGAUCGAAAAGGGUUUCACACGUUAACCUGGGCAAUUAGCUGGAAUAAAAUUGUGGUGACAAUGACGGCCUCAAACAUCGGAAACGUCUCUGAGAAAAAUUCUAAUCCUAAAGAAGAACGCAAGCUCAGAAAACCUCUGAUUGAGAAGAAACGCAGAGAGAGAAUAAACUGCAGCCUUGAGCAACUUAAGGGCAUCAUGGUUGAUGCUUACAACUUGGAUCAAUCCAAGCUGGAGAAGGCAGACGUCCUGGAGAUCACCGUACAGCACAUGGAGGGCAUGCAGCGAGGCCUCGUCUCAGGAGGUUCCAGCUCCACCAUCAACUUCGAGUCGCGUCAGCGCUACAGCAGCGGCUACAUCCAGUGCAUGCAGGAGGUCCACAACCUGCUACUCAGCUGCCCCGGCAUGGACAAGACGCUGGGAGCUCGGCUUCUCAACCACCUGCUUAAGUCUCUGCCCCACAUCAGUGGCGAGAACGCAGCCACAGCAGCCGGCAGCGGUGGCAACUCUGGCCCCAACAUCAGCAGCGGCAGCCGAAGCAGCAGUCCCCACUCUCCACUCUCCCCAGCCCCAGCCCCAGCCCCAGCCCCCGCCACCCCUGCUCCCCUUCCACUGAAUGAGGGGGGGCGGAUUGGUGGUCCUGGGAGGAGGGAGGAACCUCCCACUUCCAGCUCCCCGUCGACACUCUCCUCCCUCUCCUCCUCCUCCCCCAGCCCCCAGCCUACAGGAGGACACGCUCUCCCGCAUGGCCUUGCCCUGCCCCCACUCUUUCCAGCGGGGGACCCCUCCAUGUGGAGGCCAUGGUGA